GUUGGUUGGGGUACGCGACGCGCGCCGUGAUGCAUCGUCACGGGAAGACGUCAAAAUGAGAGCAUCCUCGUGAUAGCUCGCAGUGCGACGCGGUGCAAGUGUGCGGUGCAGUAUUUUAGCUGCGACAGUAAUACAAUACUCCAGCGGUGCGGUCAGCGACGGUCCGAUGUUGCGCGACAGACAGCCACGCUGACACAAAAACGCUACGGCGAGCCGAAACCAAGUCCACAGCGAACACAGUUCUGACAGCUUCUUCUUUCUCUCUUUCUCUCUCUCUCUCUCUCUCUCUCUCUCUCUCUCUUUCUCUCUCUCUCUUUUUCUCAUUCAUUCGUCUGGCAGUCCGAGGAAAACGAACGAAAGAAUGUGUGUUUCACAUGACGUCACAUACACAUCUUAUCCAUAUAGGGAAACCACAACAUUAGGGGACCUGCUGCAGGCACAUUUGAGACCUGCGGUGGUUGGUGAAUGGUGUUGCAGAUAGAUUCUGUGUGGGGCUGGGCGUCACCCCCGCUGCGCCUCCAGCUAGCCGGGGGGACCAGGGGUGCCUCGGGGAGAGCGGCUACAGGCGUCCCAUCCUCGCAGAGGAUGGGUGAAAUAGUCGUGGAACGCGCUCCUUCCCCAGCACGCCUCAGUCAUACGUCUGAGAAGCAUCCCCGUGCAACACUUACCGAGCUCAAUGUCCUUCGUCGUCAUCGGGAAUUGUGCGACGUUGUUCUCAAUGUUGGCUCCAGAAAGAUAUUCGCGCACCGCGUCAUCCUUUCAGCAUGUAGCCCAUAUUUUAGGGCAAUGUUUACUGGGGAGCUGGCGGAAUCUAGACAAACUGAAGUAACAAUACGCGACAUAGACGAAAUGGCUAUGGAACUACUUAUAGACUUCUGUUACACUUCUCAUAUUAUCGUCGAAGAAGCGAAUGUUCAAACUCUCCUUCCAGCAGCGUGCCUUCUUCAAUUAGCAGAAAUUCAAGAUAUAUGUUGCGAAUUUCUCAAACGCCAAUUAGAUCCAUCAAAUUGCUUGGGUAUCCGGGCGUUCGCGGAUACCCACUCUUGCCGCGAACUUUUACGUAUUGCCGAUAAGUUUACACAACAUAAUUUUCAAGAGGUAAUGGAAAGCGAAGAAUUUUUAUUACUACCCGUGGGGCAAUUGGUAGACAUUAUUUCAUCGGAUGAAUUAAAUGUGCGUACGGAGGAGCAAGUUUUUAGCGCUGUGAUGAAUUGGGUGAAAUACAACGUCACGGAGCGACGACAACAUCUUGCGCAAGUCUUGCAGCACGUGCGACUGCCAUUACUCAGUCCAAAAUUUUUAGUUGGUACCGUUGGAUCGGAUUUGUUAGUUCGUUCUGACGAUGCUUGCAGAGAUCUCGUGGAUGAAGCAAAGAAUUACCUACUUUUGCCGCAAGAGAGACCAUUGAUGCAGGGACCUAGAACAAGACCCAGAAAACCUACGAGACGAGGAGAGGUGCUGUUCGCUGUUGGUGGAUGGUGUUCGGGUGACGCCAUUGCCAGCGUCGAGAGAUUUGAUCCUAAUACUGCCGAUUGGAAAAUGGUCGCGCCGAUGAGUAAACGGAGAUGUGGAGUGGGCGUAGCGGUAUUAAAUGACUUAUUAUACGCUGUCGGCGGACAUGACGGACAAAGCUACUUAAAUAGCAUCGAGCGAUACGAUCCACAAACGAAUCAGUGGUCUUGCGACGUUGCUCCUACCACAUCUUGCAGGACCAGCGUAGGUGUCGCUGUGCUGGAUGGCUUUCUGUAUGCAGUCGGUGGUCAGGACGGAGUACAAUGCCUUAAUCAUGUGGAAAGAUACGAUCCUAAAGAAAAUAAAUGGUCUAAAGUGUCGCCAAUGACUACUAGAAGAUUGGGAGUAGCGGUUGCAGUACUCGGAGGUUAUUUAUAUGCCAUCGGCGGGUCUGAUGGACAGUCACCCCUUAACACGGUAGAAAGAUACGAUCCAAGACAGAAUAAAUGGUCUCAAGUGUCCCCGAUGUCUACGAGACGUAAGCAUCUAGGCUGUGCUGUAUUUAAUAAUCUAAUUUAUGCUGUGGGAGGACGAGACGAUUGCAUGGAGCUCUCCAGCGCGGAACGUUAUAAUCCUCAUACGAAUUCCUGGAGUCCUAUAGUAGCUAUGACAUCUAGAAGAAGUGGUGUGGGUCUAGCGGUAGUAAACGGUCAAUUGUAUGCGGUAGGCGGAUUCGAUGGAACCGCGUAUCUAAAAACAAUCGAAGUAUACGAUCCGGAGCAAAAUCAAUGGAAGCUAUGUGGUUGUAUGAAUUACAGGAGACUUGGCGGAGGUGUGGGAGUGAUGCGAGCUCCACAAACCGAGAAUUACAUUUGGUAGCUCAGGCCCCCCUCUUCAGCCCAGAUGGCUGAAACUCCUUUAACUCCUCUUACACCGGUAACGCCAGUUACACCUAUAACACCUCCCGCUCCUGUAUCGGUUCCUGUUAUAGCUAGUACUAGAAAACGCUACCGCCGAUCGAUGAGCAUUAUAUAAUAUAAGUAAUGUAUGCAUUUUGUAAAAAGACUUUGCCUUUCUCUGAAUUUCUACGAGAACAUUCUGCGCAUCGAUCUUCGGUAUUUAAUUUAUUAUCAACUUGAAAAUCUCUUCGCUCGAUUCAACGCACACAUCAUUUACGAUAAAAAAAGGUGCAGAUAUUCUAUCGAUUUACUGCCAUCGUUUUGUAUUUUUAUUACAUCACAUUAUUUUAUAAGAUUCUUCAUCAAUAUGUUAUUUGUAUUUUAUUACAGAGUGCAAUACACGAAUUUCAACUAUUUUAAAUUUAAGUAUCUAUAUAAAGCAUUCUUGGGGAAAUGUUUCGCAACAAUUGUAUAUACAAUGUUUCAAACAACAUUUUAUUACAUGAAAAUGAUUUAUUAUAUUUUAUUAUAUGAAAACAAAAGAAAGGCAAAAUCUCUUCCCUAACAUUUGCCAGAAUCAUGUUUUGAAAAGACAUUGACAGCUUCCACAUUUUUCGGUAAAUGAUCGAAAUAAAAGCUUAAGUUUUCAGUAGAGUUUCAAUUUAAUUGCAAAGGGUCAUUUUUGUACCCACGACAUUCAAAAAUGUAAUAUAAGACGCAAUUAUUUCUCUCUCUCUCUCUCUCUCUCUCUCUCUCUCUAUCUCUCUCUCUCUCUCUAUCUCUGUAAGAAUAGUCUGCUUUAAGUAUGUAGAUAUCUACUUUUGUUUAUAAGACUGAAUUUCAACCAGAGAAUAUUGAGAUAUUGAAUCGUGAUAAGUACAGUUUACAUUCUCUUAUAAAGAAAUAUCAAGUUACAUCACAGUUUCUAAACAAAAAUCUGCGAAUAAUUUGUUAUAUCCAAUUUAUUUGAUGCAUUUAUUAUGUUCUCGACGAUUUAUGACGAAUGCCAAGAUGCACGCCCGAGAAAAAGCAAUAUGUAUAAUACUUGAGAUUAUAAAUUAUUUUAAUGUGACAUUCGAAAUCAUUUCUUCGCGUUGCUGCAAGAAAACGCCAUUUAACUAACAUCAUCUGUUAGAUACGUUUAAAUCUCUACAGAGGAGUAACCUUAUCGUACAAAAUGGUGAUAGGGAUCAUUGACCAAUAAUCUCAUAAUGUAACAUUCGUUAUGAUUAUGAAUAAGAAUCGGCAAAAUUGACUAAGGGCGACCAAUAUUAUACCAAUAAUAAUUGUUUAUGAUUUAUUUUGAUGAAAAUCAAAUGGUACAUUACUGAGAUGAUGUAUAAAAGGCAAAAGCGCUUAAAUCCAUUCUGCAAUAGCCAUAAUAUAAGACCGUAAAGUUGUAAGAUAUAGUUGUAAGAGCUUGUAAGCCAAUGAAUAACUUUCAUUUCUUACGUUACCACCUUAUGGUCUUGUAAUUAUGGCUAUUGUAGAAUGUGCUUUACAAACUGUCGCUGUUACAUAUAUGAGAUUGUUGAAGGCAGCACAAUGCAUGUCUAGCGUAAGGACAUAUUGAUGAUGUAAUGUAAUUCUUUCUAAGCAGCCAAUUGCAAAGAUGAUUAUUCCGAUUUUCUCGAGUCCUAUGAUGGCUCAUUAACGCAUUUCUCAAUUAACUGUUGGACUAUAUUCUGGAUAGUCUUCACAUUUAAGUUGUAAGCUCGUGAUACUAUAGAGGUGAAAUUAUUGUUCAGUUAACCAAAUUAAAUGUUACAAUGGUACAAAUUAUCGUAAUUCGUGAACAAAGUUCAAAUAAGUGUUCAAUAUCUAAUCUUGUUUAAUUAAUUCUGAAGAAGAUGCAGCUAUAUGUCCCAGGAAAAUGUAAUAUUAUUAUUUCCAUAUUUUAUAUGCAUAGUAUUAGCAAAUUAAUUUUAACUUGUGUCAAAAGUACAUAAGAAAUCAAAUCUGUAUUGUAUCGAAUUUUAAUGGCACGUUUCCCAUAAACAGGAAGCAUUAAGAGUGAUUACGUUGUCGAUUAGCGCGCAUAGUAAUCCUGAGUCAAGCACGAAGCGUUAAUGCAAAUAUAUUGUUUUCAUGUUACUAAACGAGAUCAAAAACUUGUUCUGUAAAACUGUUCAGUACAAAGGAAGAGUAAUAGGAUUUCUUUCCUGUUCUUUAUCAAUAAAUUAAAGAAAGUGCGCAUUAGAAAUUUGCGCGAACCAUUA
Messenger RNA from Solenopsis invicta (red fire ant), 4570 nucleotides. RefSeq names its product kelch-like protein diablo (gene dbo). The coding region runs from base 466 to 2331 and encodes 621 amino acids. Gene Ontology annotation, molecular function: protein binding. The record is from RefSeq and is a predicted model, not a curated record. The transcript has 6 exons. Lineage: Eukaryota; Metazoa; Arthropoda; Insecta; Hymenoptera; Formicidae.